CCAAGUGCUUUUAUGCAGUUUCCUCAAAUGAUACACUUUAAAAUUGUGAACCUCUCACAGACAGUAAAGCUUUUAACUCACAUCAGUACAUGGCUGAAAACAGGCCUCUGCACCCAGAGUAGCUCUGGAGAGAAUGAAUGUUUUUUAUGUUUCAGUGUACCAGUUAUUUAAAUUUGAGCAAGCCAAUUUGAGCAUGCAAAGUGUUGUGUUUUGACUUUUAUCAUUCGAAACCAAACUGUCACUUUAUUCUUGAUUCUUCCUGAAACCAUUCUGGCUCUUCAAGGUGAUCCUGAGUAAAGGACGUCGGAGGACGUUCACCUGGUCCUGCGUUGGCCCACCUCUGCAUGCCUAAUUUAUCUCGGCCUUAUAAAUACUGAAUCAGAGAUAACACAUACACCACACUGGAGCGACAUCCAGGGAGUGAGGUCUUGGUUUUUACUUGAAAAAGGUAAUGAGACAGGGUCCAAGACAUUAGCACAAGGGACAGGAGAGACGAGAAACAAAUAUUAUUCUUGAUUUCUCGAGUGAAGCGCAGGGUACAGGUGAAUAAAGAAAAGAAGAUCCCUGUCAGUGCUUCAGAUCCCGGGAAGCAAAAAGAUUCAACAUGGCCGCCUUGAAGGAGAAGAGGACUUGCGGGCAGCGCUGCGAAGACUUUGGCCACUUUGUGUGGAACUCAGAGAAUGGGACACUUAUGGGAAGAACACCAGAGAAAUGGGUGUACAUCAGUCUGUAUUAUGUGGCCUUCUAUGUGGUGAUGACAAGCCUCUUUUCUCUGGCCAUCUGGACGCUCAUGUAUACCCUGGAUCCGUAUGCUCCGGACUACCAAGACCGGCUAAAAUCUCCGGGUGUAAUGGUGUGGCCCGACAGUUAUGUAGAUGAGAAGAUUGAAAUCACCUACAACGUGUCAGACAAGAGCUCCUGGAUGAAGAAGGCCACCAUCAUCCAUAACUUCCUGAAGCCGUACAAUGACACCAAGCAGCAAGAAUGUAACUACCACAACUGCACGAAGGGAAAGUACUUCAUCCAGAACGACUUCCAUGCCCCGGGCCACACCAAGUGGGCGUGCCCCUUCACCCAAAGCAUGCUGGGACCCUGCUCAGGACUUGACGACCCAACCUUCGGCUACAACUGCAGCAUGCCUUGUCUCAUCAUUAAGAUGAACAGGAUCAUUGGCUUUUUGCCUACUAAUCACACUGAGAGUCCUCCAUAUGUCAACUGCACCACACUGGAUGGACAUGACAAUGUGGCGAAAAUUGAGUAUUUCCCUGAAAAAGGAGUUAUGGAUCUCUCUUACUUUCCGUAUUACGGAAGACUGGCACACCCUACCUAUGUCAACCCGUUGGUGGCUGUUCGGCUCAGCCUGGUCGGAGAGAAAAAGGCGAAGAUCCAGUGCCGAGUGGUCGCUGACAAGAUCACCUACGAACACUUCCAUUUACCCUAUGAGGGAAAAGUCACCUUCACUCUUACACAAUUGAAAUGAGGAA
This is a messenger RNA of Scomber scombrus (Atlantic mackerel), 1484 nucleotides long. Its product is annotated as potassium-transporting ATPase subunit beta-like. The transcript has 7 exons. Bases 605 to 1480 code for a protein of 291 amino acids. Gene Ontology annotation, molecular function: ATPase activator activity. The record is from RefSeq and is a predicted model, not a curated record. Gene Ontology annotation, biological process: intracellular potassium ion homeostasis; intracellular sodium ion homeostasis; sodium ion export across plasma membrane. NCBI's taxonomy places the organism in Eukaryota, Metazoa, Chordata, Actinopteri, Scombriformes, Scombridae. Gene Ontology annotation, cellular component: sodium:potassium-exchanging ATPase complex.